This is a messenger RNA of Symbiodinium pilosum, 228 nucleotides long. NCBI's taxonomy places the organism in Eukaryota, Dinophyceae, Suessiales, Symbiodiniaceae. The record is from the annotation of a GenBank genome assembly.
AUGCAAUGCCAUCUCUCAGGGGAUCAGUCACAACGGAAGCUGGCACACGAGGUCUUGACGCAAGUCAGGACUCAUCCGGACUCCUGGUUUGCUGUAGACACCAUCCUCGCCACCUCGCACAGUUCCUCGGCCAUGCUUGAGCUGGCGCUGAAUGUGCUGGAGAACGUGAUCUCCACGCGAUGGAUGGUCUUGACUGACUCACAGCAGCUUCGCGGAAGUUUGGUUUGA